Messenger RNA from Hirsutella rhossiliensis, 2163 nucleotides. Its product is annotated as Methyltransferase type 11. Bases 1 to 2163 code for a protein of 720 amino acids. Lineage: Eukaryota; Fungi; Ascomycota; Sordariomycetes; Hypocreales; Ophiocordycipitaceae. The record is from RefSeq and is a predicted model, not a curated record. The transcript has 2 exons.
AUGACUAGCAUAGACGCAAGCAUCGCUUCUGAGGGUUCUCGCCUCCAGCUGCGUAAAGAGAGCUCGCGCGGAUCCAACGACUCCUACCUGACAGCCAAGAACCCUCAAAAGAGAGCGCGCACCUCUCGCAAAUGGAACCUGUUUGGUCGUUCCCAUAGCCGGCCAAAUACCAAGGGCGACGGUGAGGAGGUGCAAGCUACCGUCAUUGCUGUCGAGAAGAAACGCGUGGCUUUUUACGCCAUGAUGGACUCUGCGGAACAGGCCGAUGCUAAGCCUACGAGUUUCGUCGAGAACCUGCUCGAGCAUCGUCCGUUGGAGAUGCCACAACCUACCACAAUGGCUAGGUCUCAGCCUCCAUCUGCCGGCACGCAUGACGCCUGGAACGAAGCAGUCCCCCUCACGAGCCGAUCUCAGGUCCCGGGCCCCACGCCGAGCUCAGGCAAGCGUGGUAGGCUGCCUCAGGUCGGCCGGAUACCGCACGUUGUUUCCCGUCGCCCCGACAAUAUUUCUCCGCAAACCUUCUCGCGUCCCUUCCGAAAUAGCCUGCAGGCUUCUCCCAGAAUCACCUUGGACGUCUACGACCCGGAGUCUAUCGCGACGGGUCCCACCCCGCCGAAGCCCUCCACACCCGUGUUAGGUUGGACCACGGAAGAGCCUGCUGCCGACAGCGAGAUCAACUCCUCUUCAUAUCGAGACUCCAUCUCCAAGCUCUCUUCGGAGGUAACGCGGGGCGAGCGAGAGUUUCUUGCCUUUCCCUCUCGAAAGUCUUCGGUCAAAACAGUAGACACGAGCUCCAGCAGCUCCCGGGAUAUCUGUAUCCUGGCCGAUGCGACUGCCGUCAUCCCCAAAGCUCAUGACCCGCCAGACGAGGAUGAGAUUUGGGACGAGUACAACGAUCUCCUCGACGAAGACAGUGGCAGGAUGCUCUCAACACCCAUGACUCUAGGAGUUGGACCGCUUCGGCUCAAACGUCACCACAGCAGGUCGAUCAAGGCAUCUUCCGUCCAGUCUGCCGUGGUUCCAGGAGACUGGCGCAAAGCGUCGACGCAUUCAAAAGCGCCCACUCACUCGACCUCUGGUAGUGCCGACAUGACGGAGAGGAUUCGGAGGGCAUUCCAGCCACAUCCCAAUCAGACAGCGGUUGUACGAGCGUCGGACGGAGAGUCGAGCCUCGACAAACAGAGACACGAUGCUCUCCCGGCCAAUGUGCAUAUUUCCGGGUCGAACAGAAACAGCUCGGCGUCGGUCAACCUGCGAGUCGGGUCCAUGACUGUAAGCAAAUGGCUCUCUUUUGGGCACGUCUUGUUCAGCGACAUUCGACACGAGCUAGAUCUCGCCAAGGACCCCCCCAAGAAACAUUCCAUUUUGGUCAUCGAUGGCCUCGGCAACGACGAUUGGUCGUUUUACGCCGCCGAGACAUAUCCAACGGCUUCUUUCUACAACCUGUCUCCGCGCGCGGCACUGCCAGCCGAAAUGCGGAGUUCUCCGUCCAGUUUUCCUCUCAGCCCCCCCAAUCACCACCAGGUACAGUACACAUCUCACCUCGAUAAGUUCCCCUUUGCAGCGCAAAGCUUCAACGGCCUGGUGUAUCGCUUCCCCGUUGCCGCUCCGGAGUCGCACUACCGCAACAUUAUCAACGAAGCUCGCCGCGUCCUCCGACCUGGCGGCUACAUCGAGCUCUCUGUGUUGGACGUUGACCUCAACAGCAUGGGCAACCGAGGGAGGCGGACAGUCCGGUGCCUGAAGGAGCAAAUCCACGACGAGGCUGCCGAGAUCAACCUGGCCUCAACUGCGGACUUGAUCCUGCGCCUGCUCGGCAAGGCCGGCUUCUCGAGCAUCAGGGCUGCACGUGUCGGCGUCCCCGUGGCGAGCUCGAUUACCCGCUCCAACGUUCACAAAACGGAGCGCAAGGAUAAGUCAACAUCGAGCUUGGCGGAUAUGAUGCGGGACAAGAGCCCCAUGGCGGACGAGAGCAUCACCAAGCUCGUAGCAAGAGUUGGCCGCUGGUGGUACACGCGGUGCUACGAGAGUGCCACGGGCACCGAGACGGACAGGAGCAUCUGGGCCAACAAGGCUCUACUUUCCGAGUGUGAGGAGCUGGGAACGAGUUUGAAGCUCAUGGUGUGCUGCGCACGCGCGCCCAACCGAGUCCCCAGUUUCUAG